Dibothriocephalus latus is the source of this 714-nucleotide messenger RNA. The record is from the annotation of a GenBank genome assembly. Lineage: Eukaryota; Metazoa; Platyhelminthes; Cestoda; Diphyllobothriidea; Diphyllobothriidae.
AUGGACGUCCACUUGCAUGCGCGAUUUGUUAACCUGCACAUUGUGGGUUCUGCGAAGCGACUUUCCCAACAGGAACUCGUGGCUGCCCAAGCCCACGCGGAGCAUCGUUACCAGGAGGCCCAGUUUCUUCUCUACCACUGGACUGGUUGGUUAAAUCGUGUGGAGACAGAACAGUGUCGCGUCCUCCUCAUGUUUAAGGAAGCAGCUCGAACUCUGAGGUCGAAGGUAGCUGCUGAAGAGGGUUUGGGUGUGGGCAUGUUUUCCACCAAUCCCUGGAGCACAAACCACCUUGACGCCUCCGGUAUGAACGCCAAUCAUUUUAAAAAUGGUUCCUCGGUGGAUGAAGCCUACGUGCCUAGGCAUUGUCGACUGUCAAAUGCGGAGCGGGAGGCUGAGCUGAAGGAACUGCGAUACCUGGAGCCCCCUCACUGCCCAAUCGAUGUGAUUACUCCCCAGAUUUUUAAAGGGUACAAUGCUUCCUCGUACUUUUCAGAGGUUGUUGCCCAGUCACGUGGCUGGCUCUCAGCCAUUCAAGACUGGGUCAGCGUAUUCCUGACUUGUCUCUUUGCUUUUGUUUCCACCAUCAUCCUCUGGAACGCUCUAGGCUCUGUCGUUUGGUUCUUCUCACUCAGGUUCAACCUCAUCAGCCGAAAGGUCUUCUACGAGUCCGAUGUCGCGAGUUGGAGGACCCCCAGUGCCGCAGAGUCCCUGUAA